Messenger RNA from Aspergillus caelatus, 570 nucleotides. RefSeq lists its product as uncharacterized. The coding region runs from base 1 to 570 and encodes 189 amino acids. The record is from RefSeq and is a predicted model, not a curated record. The transcript has 2 exons. NCBI's taxonomy places the organism in Eukaryota, Fungi, Ascomycota, Eurotiomycetes, Eurotiales, Aspergillaceae.
AUGGAUACGCACCAGAAUAGCCUGGUGUGGAGUACUCGGUGUAACAGCCAGGAUUUGAUUCUGUUUCGUACGAUCAACAUACUCUGUAUAUUAGUUCCACAACAGCUGCCCCUCACAUGUUUGACCGCUAGCGGAGGUUUGCUCGCUGCAGAAGCAUCAAAGGCAGUCUUAGCAUGGGCGAAGGAUGAAUCAAGCGACAGCAUUUAUCAUGGGAAUAAUCCCAAGGUCCUGGCAAUCAACCUCUCCAGUGACUACGCGACAGAAUGGGAUGAAGUAACCGAUUCAGAUGACAAGAUUGAGCUGUCAAAUUUACAUUUGCGUCUGCCUUUCUGGGCCCAGAAAACUGCGACAGCGAAGGAAGCGACUCUCUACAGUACCCCAGAGCCAAAGGCGACGCCGUCCAUCUCAUCCUCACCAGCGACAGUCGGUAGUGGUCUCGGCGAAUACUCGAGCUAUGACUUCACCAAGGUUCCAGGUCUCAAGAAGACUUGGACCAUUGAGAACUUGGUUUCAGAUGAAGGCAAGCCCCAGCUCGCCUGGCUUCUUAUCCCCUUUUCUGCUGCGGCUUGA